AUGGUUUCACUACCGACAGAAGAUGAAAAAUAUGGUUUACAAGGUUUAACUUCUUUAGUAAGAAUGGAACAAAAUGAUUUCACAAAUUUUGCAAUAGGUCAGGAUAUUUCAAAAAUCGGUUUAGAUUUAUCUAAAGAUUCAGAAAUAUUAAAAAAUUUAUCAUCACCAUGGCAAGAAACAAGCAGAUCAGAAGUAGAACCAUACUUUAAACUACCAAAAGAAUUACGAAAAGAAAAUAUAAUACCACCUCCAGAAUCCUGUGACUUAAAAAUACAAUCUUUUACUGAUGAAACUUUAUUUUAUAUAUUUUAUAUGAAACCAAGAGAUACUUUACAAGAAUAUGCCGCAAGAGAAUUAGUUGCUAGAAAUUGGAGAUAUCAUAAAGAUAUACAAGUUUGGUUAACUAAGGACUCAAAUGUUGAACCGGUACUAAUUGGUCAAGAUGUUGAAAAGGGGGUAUAUAUAUUUUUUGAUCCACAUAAUUGGGAAAAGAUAAAGAAGGAGUUUGUGUUGCAUUAUUCCAGUGUUCAAGCGUAA
This is a messenger RNA of Insectozyma verbasci, 537 nucleotides long. The record is from the annotation of a GenBank genome assembly. NCBI's taxonomy places the organism in Eukaryota, Fungi, Ascomycota, Pichiomycetes, Serinales, Debaryomycetaceae.